ACGUGGGGGUCCCGCGCUCCCAUUGGCCGGCGCCGGGCGAGGCUGCCACAUUAUUUUGUUACUUUUCAGUCCCUAUUUGGAACUGCUCUCGCGGCAGUUCAGACCUCGUGCUCGUCCCCCUCGCUGGUCUGUGUGUGGUAUCCGCAGGUCCGGGGCACUUUUUUGGGGUGUGUGCGUGUGCGUAGGUGCGCGUGCGUGUGCUAGUGUGUGUUUUGGGGGUUUGUCGGGGCGCGGAGCGGAGCGCCGGGCCGCGGGGAAGGAAGGAAGCCGCAGAGCGCCCCGGGCUCGGGCUGCGUCUCCCCGCCAGCGCUCUCCAGCCGGCGCGCUCCGAGGCGGCGGCGCCGAGUGCUCCUCGCUGGGGACGCGGCGCUCGACCUGGGAGCAGCGAGAUCCUCUUGGCGGAGGCUUCCUGGACCCGCUGGAGUUAGCAUGCCGGGGCGCUUGAUUUGCACCUCCUGAGCCCGGAGUUUCCUCCUCGGCCCUGGGAACGGCGCGCCGCGGCCGUGGCGGCAGCAGCAGACGGAGCAGCAGGCUCUCUCCUCCGAGGGGGGGCGUCGAAGCGCCCGCGCCGGGCUCCCGCCCUCACCCUCCGGCGUUCCUGCGGCCGAAGCCACCACCUCGGAGCCUUCCUCCUUCCUUUUCUCGCCGACCGCCGCCUCCAGGAUUGGACUCGCGCGUCCCGGAUGCCGGGGCUGCCCCGGCGCGCCCCCUCCCGGUGCGACGCGCUGAGUGACCCGGAGAGGACCCGCGCGCGCCCCGGCAGGGGCCCCGGGCUGGGGACCCGGCACCGGCCCGCCGGGGAGACAACGAUGUCCGCGCGGCCCCCGGCUCUGACGCGCUCCUCGCAGCCGGGGGAAGGCGGCCGGCCGCAGCCCGCGGGGCCCUGAGCUCACAAAGCCCGCGCCCGCCGCCCGGCCUCGGCGCCCGCCGACGACUUUGCCGCCUGCUCCGCGGCUCUUUGUCUCCUCUUGGGGCGGGCGCCCGAUUCUGGGAUUUCGCUGUGAGAGCGAGCUGGGGGGGCCGGGGGCGAGCUCUCGGUUUCCCGGCCGCCCCCCGCUGGGGCUGGGCUACCCCCUCCCCCGCACCUCCCCGACCCGGGCUCUCGGCACUUCCAAGCUCUCGGAAUCACGACCCCUCCCUGCCAUGUAUCCGCAAGGCAGACAUCCGGCACCCCAUCAACCCGGGCAGCCGGGGUUUAAAUUCACGGUGGCUGAGUCUUGUGACAGGAUCAAAGACGAAUUCCAGUUCCUACAAGCUCAGUAUCACAGCCUCAAAGUGGAGUACGACAAGCUGGCGAACGAGAAGACGGAGAUGCAGCGCCAUUAUGUGAUGUACUAUGAAAUGUCCUAUGGCUUGAACAUUGAAAUGCACAAGCAGACAGAGAUUGCGAAGAGACUGAACACGAUUUUAGCACAGAUAAUGCCUUUCCUGUCACAAGAGCACCAGCAGCAGGUGGCACAGGCUGUAGAACGUGCCAAGCAGGUCACCAUGACGGAGCUGAACGCCAUCAUCGGGCAGCAGCAGCUACAGGCGCAGCACCUCUCCCACGCCACGCAUGGUCCUCCGGUCCAGUUGCCACCCCAUCCGUCAGGCCUCCAGCCUCCCGGGAUACCCCCUGUUACGGGGAGCAGUUCGGGGUUGCUGGCGUUGGGUGCCCUGGGCAGCCAGGCCCACCUGACGGUGAAGGACGAGAAGAACCAUCAUGAGCUGGACCACAGAGAGAGAGAAUCCAGUGCGAAUAACUCGGUGUCACCUUCAGAAAGCCUGCGGGCCAGUGAGAAGCACCGGGGCUCCGCAGACUACAGCAUGGAAGCCAAGAAGCGGAAAGCAGAGGAGAAGGACAGUCUGAGCCGAUAUGACAGUGAUGGAGACAAGAGUGAUGACCUGGUGGUGGACGUUUCCAAUGAGGACCCUGCAACUCCCCGGGUCAGCCCUGCACACUCUCCUCCUGAAAAUGGGCUGGACAAGACCCGGGGCCUGAAAAAGGAUGCCCCCACCAGCCCUGCCUCCGUGGCCUCCUCAAGCAGCACACCUUCCUCCAAGACCAAAGACCUUGGUCAUAAUGACAAAUCCUCCACCCCCGGACUCAAGUCCAACACACCAACUCCGAGGAACGAUGCCCCCACUCCAGGCACCAGCACGACCCCAGGGCUCCGGUCAAUGCCGGGUAAACCUCCAGGCAUGGACCCGAUAGGUAUAAUGGCCUCGGCCCUGCGCACGCCCAUCUCCAUCACUAGCUCCUACCCGGCACCGUUUGCCAUGAUGAGCCACCACGAGAUGAACGGCUCGCUCACCAGCCCCAGCGCCUACGCCGGCCUCCACAACAUCCCGCCCCAGAUGAGCGCGGCUGCUGCGGCCGCUGCCGCUGCCUAUGGCCGAUCACCAAUGGUGAGCUUUGGAGCUGUUGGCUUUGACCCUCACCCCCCAAUGCGGGCCACGGGUCUGCCCUCAAGCCUUGCCUCCAUUCCUGGUGGAAAGCCCGCAUACUCUUUCCAUGUGAGUGCCGACGGGCAGAUGCAGCCGGUGCCCUUUCCCCACGACGCCCUGGCAGGCCCCGGCAUCCCAAGGCAUGCCCGACAGAUCAACACACUUAGCCACGGGGAGGUGGUGUGUGCUGUGACCAUCAGCAACCCCACGCGACACGUCUACACAGGCGGCAAGGGCUGCGUGAAGAUCUGGGACAUCAGCCAGCCGGGCAGCAAGAGCCCCAUCUCCCAGUUGGACUGCCUGAACAGGGACAACUAUAUUCGCUCCUGUAAGCUGCUCCCUGAUGGGCGCACGCUCAUUGUGGGAGGUGAGGCCAGCACGCUCACCAUCUGGGACCUGGCCUCGCCCACACCCCGCAUCAAGGCCGAGCUGACAUCCUCAGCUCCCGCCUGCUACGCCCUGGCCAUCAGCCCUGACGCCAAAGUCUGCUUCUCAUGCUGCAGCGACGGGAACAUUGCUGUGUGGGACCUGCACAACCAGACCCUGGUCAGGCAGUUUCAGGGCCACACAGAUGGGGCCAGCUGUAUAGACAUUUCCCAUGACGGCACCAAGCUGUGGACUGGGGGCCUGGACAACACAGUGCGCUCCUGGGACCUGCGGGAGGGUCGGCAGCUGCAGCAGCACGACUUCACCUCUCAGAUCUUCUCGCUGGGUUACUGCCCCACUGGGGAGUGGCUGGCCGUGGGCAUGGAGAGCAGCAACGUGGAGGUGCUGCACCACACCAAGCCCGACAAGUACCAGCUGCACCUGCACGAGAGCUGUGUCCUCUCCCUCAAGUUCGCCUACUGUGGCAAGUGGUUUGUGAGCACUGGGAAAGAUAACCUUCUCAACGCCUGGAGGACCCCGUAUGGAGCCAGCAUAUUCCAGUCUAAGGAAUCCUCAUCUGUCUUGAGUUGUGACAUUUCGGCGGAUGACAAAUAUAUUGUAACAGGCUCUGGUGACAAGAAGGCCACGGUUUAUGAGGUCAUCUACUAAACAAGGACUCUAACAGGGCUGUCAAACUCUGGGAGAAACAGACUCGGCUGUGACAGGGAGACCCCGGCAAGGGGCCCCCGAGGACGGCGGAGGACGGGCGGCGAGCAGCCGAGCGUCCCAGGGCUGAGCUCCGGCUGGCUGCGAGGGCGCGUGCCCCGUCACGGUCCUGACUCCUGGGCAUGGAUUGAUGUGUCUCGCAGACUCGGUGGAUUUCUCUUCUCCUCCUCCCCCGUAACAAUCCUGGCAGAUGUUACAAAUAGAUUUAUUUGGAGGCUCCUGGCUCCAGUUCCC
This is a messenger RNA of Talpa occidentalis (Iberian mole), 3753 nucleotides long. RefSeq names its product TLE family member 3, transcriptional corepressor (gene TLE3). Gene Ontology annotation, biological process: negative regulation of canonical Wnt signaling pathway; regulation of DNA-templated transcription. The record is from RefSeq and is a predicted model, not a curated record. NCBI's taxonomy places the organism in Eukaryota, Metazoa, Chordata, Mammalia, Eulipotyphla, Talpidae. The coding region runs from base 1144 to 3462 and encodes 772 amino acids. The transcript is spliced from 20 exons. Gene Ontology annotation, cellular component: transcription regulator complex; nucleus. Gene Ontology annotation, molecular function: transcription corepressor activity; protein binding.